AUGUCUAACGGCGCUGGAGGACGACGCGAUGGCGAGACGACGGCGUUGACUGCGACAGGCGCCGCAGUUGCUGCAAUACAUAAGAAUAGCCCCUCCAAUCGCUUCGUAAAGCGAUACCGGACCGAAAUCGCCGCCAGCUCGUCCAGCGUAUUCUCUACCCUCGCCGCUUUCCCCCUCGACAGCGUAAAGACGCGCAUGCAAACCUACCACUACAAAGGGUUCCUUGACUGCGUUCGCCAGACUUAUCAUGCAGAGAAGCUUGGCGGCUUCUUUCGAGGCGUCACAGCCCCGAUGGCAAGCAUUACACUUGUUCGAACCGUCUCUUUUUCGAUCUAUCAACGUGCAAAAUACUCAUACUCAGGUUGGGUGAAGCGCAAUUUUGGCUUCGAUAUCAUUGGUCAUGUCAAUCGCCACGGCACAUACCCGAAUCUUUACUCUGUUGCGUGCUUUGGUGCAGCUGGCGCAACCGCUGGCUCUGUCAUAACAUUUCUCGCCUGCCCGUUCGAACUCACCAAGCUCAGUGCGCAAGUCUCCGUUCUGCUUGCCGAACGUGGUGCUAGUAAAGGCAGUCACGCCGUGGCAGCCAGUUACCAGAAUAAGGGUACUUUGCGGACGAUGGCCAAUAUCAUCAAACAUCGGGGCAUUUUUGGGCUAUAUACCGGUCUCAGGCUUCAUCUCCUUCGCGAUACAUUAGGCACGGCCAUUUAUUUCAUGGUAUAUGAAAGUGGGAAACAGAUCGGAAAUACUUUGGCCGGCGAUCAUCCCAACAGUAACAAGGUAGCUGUUGUCGCCGCUGGAGGCAUGUGUGGCUUGGUUUCUUGGGCGAUGAUUUACCCCAUCGACUCGGCCAAGAGCAUCUAUCAACGAAAUUCGUUACUCUAUUCAAAGGGCGAAAAGGUCGAACCCGCCCCCAAGAUCGAAUUCUUCAAGCGCCAUAUGUAUCGCGGCCUUGGUGUUUCUAUGAGCCGCUCGUGCGUCGUUAAUGCCAUCUUCUUCUCGUCAUUCGAGUUUGUAAAGAAGCAUAUUCAUCAGAUGGACGACGAGAACCGGAGCUGA
This is a messenger RNA of Fusarium coffeatum, 1056 nucleotides long. RefSeq lists its product as uncharacterized. Lineage: Eukaryota; Fungi; Ascomycota; Sordariomycetes; Hypocreales; Nectriaceae. The transcript has 4 exons. Gene Ontology annotation, molecular function: transmembrane transporter activity. The record is from RefSeq and is a predicted model, not a curated record. Gene Ontology annotation, biological process: transport. Bases 1 to 1056 code for a protein of 351 amino acids.